Molecule: messenger RNA, 783 nt
Organism: Cokeromyces recurvatus
Lineage: Eukaryota; Fungi; Mucoromycota; Mucoromycetes; Mucorales; Mucoraceae
Exons: 10
Coding region: 1-783 (260 amino acids)
Source: RefSeq, a predicted model, not a curated record
AUGUACAAAUUCAAAUUCAGUCCUCGGAUUGGCAGUGGAAACACUGUAUGUUGCUGUAUAUCUAUUAGAAUGGGUGUUCUUAUAAUAUCAAGUUUAAUAUUGAGCAUAUACUUGGCGAAUACAAUAUUGAUAUUUAUAUAUGCUAAAGAUUUGGAAAAAUGGUCUACAAUGGAACAGAACGUUGAUACACCACUUACCUUAGAAGCAUUCAACACUGUAUUCUAUUCAUUUGCUUCUGUAUUCAUUAUAUAUAUUAUAAUAUCAUUUUUAGGAAUCAUUUCUAUCAUUAUUCAACAUAGAAGAAUGGUGCGUAUAUAUCAUGUAAUGAAUUGGUUUCUUGUUUUAUUACUCUUUACAGUCACAGUAGCAUGCUGGGUCUAUUUUAAAGUAAAGCAGGAUACUUAUGUGAAUGACUGUCAAGAUAUACAGAAUAUUAAAAACAACAUUACUGCUGAUGAAUUUUAUACUCAAAUUCGAAUACCUGGUAAGCAACCGAUAGCACCUGGAUCUGAUAAGUCAGAAUGUGUUGAGCUUGUUAAGCGUAUAAUUAUAAUAUCUGGCAUAUGUGUUUUUAUGUUCAACUUUAUACAGAUCUAUUGGGCUAGAUCUAUUGGUAAAUAUGCAACUUCUUUAAAGAAGAACUGUCAUCAUAAAAUACUUUGUUAUAAAGUUUGCAGAUGGAAUAGUUUUACCCAGUGCCAUAAUAAAUCUUUUUGCACUCGUACUGUAUUUUUACUUCUUUUUAAUCAUUGUAUAUCUAGAAGGAAGCCUAAAUGGUAUUAA